This is a messenger RNA of Lactuca saligna, 3375 nucleotides long. NCBI's taxonomy places the organism in Eukaryota, Viridiplantae, Streptophyta, Magnoliopsida, Asterales, Asteraceae. The record is from the annotation of a GenBank genome assembly.
CUUGAAAUCCUCGGCAAAGCAUGUAUGGGACACGUGUCAACGCGGUAGGCAGUAAAAGAGUCAAAUAUUGCGAACACCAUCUUGGUUUUUGAUAGGAGAAAAGAACCUUCAACCCAACAUCUGAUCGAAGUAUUCUUGCAUUUUCUUAGUUAAAAAUGCACAGUAAAAUCGAGAAAGAAAGGCUACAGCCGUCACCAUGCUCAUCUGCAUCAGCUAUUCAGCUUACAAUCGUCACUGGUUCAAAGUUUUUCCUUCUUAUCUUCUUUUCUUCCCAUCAUCAAACAUCUACAAGGCCACAAAUGGUUACUGAAGAACAUUUAAUGAGGCCUGCGCAAUCACACAGAACCCUCAACGGCUCAACCACCCUCUUAAUUGUGAAUGACUAAUUAUACUCGUACCCAUGUGAACAAUGGGUAAUGGAAUUCUUUUUAUUCGGCACAAAACCGUAUGAACACAACCCAUUUGAUCAAAUGUCUAUUUGAAGCGGUGGAUGGUUUAGAUAUCUGUACAAGUAAUUGGUGUCCUUUCAACACACUGGUGAUAUCCAAAGUAUGGGUUUCAUGGUUCAGAUUUGUCUGGACCAUGAGUUUGUUGCUUGUUUUUGCAGAUAGUCAAUCUACUCAUCCUGAUGAAGUGACAACACUGAGGGCUAUUAGGCAAAGCUUUAUCGAUCCAAACAGUAAGCUUAGGAACUGGAGGCGUGGAGAUCCAUGUGUAUCAAAUUGGACCGGAGUCUUGUGCUUCAACAAAACCCUAGACGAUGGUUAUCUUCAUCUUCGAGAACUGCAACUACUGAAUCUCAAUCUUUCUGGAACUUUAUCUCCAGAAAUAAGGCGAUUAUCUUAUAUGCAAAUAUUGGAUGUCAUGUGGAACAACAUAGGUGGGAGUAUACCAAAAGAGAUAGGCCAACUUACAUCCUUGAAAUUCUUGCUCUUAAAUGGAAACAAUCUAACAGGCUCCUUGCCAGAAGAGAUUGGGAAUCUCACCAAUUUGAACCGCAUACAAAUCGAUCAGAACCACAUAUCUGGACCAAUACCAGUCUCAUUUUCAAAACUGAACAACACAAAGCACUUUCAUAUGAACAAUAACUCACUUAGUGGUCAAAUUCCUCCUGAGCUAUCUAGAUUGCCAAAUGUUGUUCACCUGCUUCUUGACAAUAACAACUUAUCAGGCUAUCUUCCUCCUGAGCUCAGUAAACCACCAUACCUAAUUAUACUUCAAUUUGACAACAACCACUUUGAAGGAAGCAUACCUUCCUCUUAUGGCAACAUGCUUCAACUGGCCAAGUUGAGUUUUAGGAAUUGCAACUUGCAAGGACCAAUCCCUGAUCUUAGCAGGAUACCGCAUCUUACUUAUAUAGACCUGAGUGAUAACAAUCUUAAUGGAUCCAUACCACCCGUGAAUCUUUCUCAUGAUAUCACAACAAUCGAUCUGUCAAGGAAUCAGCUUACUGGAACAAUUCCUCCCAUCUUUUCAGGCCUUCCUAAUCUACAAAGAUUGUCUCUUUCCAACAAUUCAUUAAAUGGCAUAGUUCCAUCCAAUAUUUGGCAAAAUAAGACUUUCAAUUCAACCAAAAAACUUACAGUGGAUGUGAAAAAUAACAGGUUUUCAGGCGUUUCAGGCAGCCUUAACCUCCCUCCAAAUGUCACCCUUAGUCUUCAAGGGAAUCCGGCAUGCUCCAAUGCCAGCUUGGCACAAUUCUGUGAAUCUUUAACCACAUUAGUCAGUCAUCUGCAGAGCAUUCCAUCAAACUCAACUGACAAAUGUCCACCAGAAUCAUGCCCAAAUAACUUUGAAUAUGCUCCAGGCUCUCCUACUCCUUGCUUCUGUGCUGCACCACUGCUUGUUGGGUUUCGGUUGAAGAGUCCUGGAUUCUCCUAUUUUGAGACAUAUUUCUAUCCAUUCGAGGUCUACCUAACCUCUGGUCUUGAAAUCAAUCAUUUUCAACUUGAUCUCACCUACGAAUGGCAAAAAGGUCCUCGACUUGGAAUGUAUCUAAAGCUUUUUCCGGUGUAUACAGUACCUGGUUCUAAUGUCUUCAAUAGGAGCGAAGUACUCCGGAUUCGAAGCUUGUUCACACAAUGGGAAAUUCCAUAUAACAAAUUCUAUGGACCAUACGAGCUUCUCAAUUUCACACUAUCGGAUCCAUAUAAAAAUUACUUUCCUACCACUUCACCCUCUUCUGGUAUAAGCAAAGGUGCAGUUGCAGGCAUCGUGGUAGGGGCGAUUGUAGGUGCGGUUUUGGUCUCUGCGUUCGUGUCAGCUUAUAUCUUACGAUCGCAUCGGAAGAGGUACGAUGCAGUGUCAGGAAGAAGCCGUGUUUCUAGGGCAUCCAUUAAAAUCGAAGGAGUGAAAAGCUUCACGUUUGAAGAAAUGAAACACGCUACAAACAACUUCGAUGUUGGCAGCGAAGUCGGGCAUGGUGGGUAUGGAAAGGUGUAUAAAGGCGUGCUCACUGAUGGGACAGUUGUCGCCAUUAAACGAGCCCAGGAGGGAUCACUACAGGGUGAACAUGAGUUUCUAACGGAAAUAGAAUUACUGUCGAGAUUACAUCAUAGAAAUCUGGUUUCUUUGCUUGGAUUCUGCGAUGAAGAAGGCGAUCAGAUGUUGGUUUAUGAGUUCAUGUCUACUGGCACUCUCAGAGAUCACUUAUCAGUUACAGGAAAAUAUAAAGAAUCAUUGAGUUUUGCUAUGAGAUUAAGAAUCGCAUUGCAUUCAGCAAAGGGCAUUCUCUACCUUCAUACCGAAGCUAACCCUCCAAUAUUUCAUCGCGACAUUAAGGCCACAAACAUCUUACUCGACUCAAAACUCGUAGCAAAAGUUGCUGAUUUUGGUCUUUCAAGACUCGCUCCUGUAAUUGACAUUUCCGGAAUUGCCCCCGGUCAUGUGUCGACAGUUGUUAAGGGCACUCCUGGCUACCUUGAUCCCGAGUAUUUCCUGACACAUAACCUAACUGAUAAAAGUGAUGUUUAUAGCCUUGGUGUUGUUUUUCUCGAACUCUUGACAGGGAUGCACCCAAUCACACAUGGCAAGAACAUUGUUCGAGAGGUUAAUAUUGCGUAUCAAUCUGGCAAGAUAUACUCGGUUGUUGAUGCAAAUAUGGGAUCUUAUCCGCCUGAAUGUGUUGAAAAGUUUGCAACUUUGGCCCUCAAUUGUUGUUGUGAAGACACGGAUGGGAGACCAUCGAUGGCUGAAGUUGUUAGGGAAAUUGAAAACAUAUGGCAAAUGAUGUUAGAUCUUGACCCCAGGACCAUUGACUCCGAACCUGUGUCUUCUCAGUGUUCAUCAUUAACAAAGAACAUGUUUCUGGUUUCCUCAGAUAUCUCAGGGAAUGAUCUUUCUAGUGGUGUUAUCCCCACCAUAUCACCUAGAUGA